GGAGUUCCUGAAUUCCAUUACAGGUAAGAGUUAAGAGGGAACGCUUUCAAAGAAAAGCAGCUAAAGAGACGGCAGUUUUGCCACCGUCGAGACGAACCAACGCCUCUCCUUUGAGUACUUCGCCCCGAAGUUGCUCGACGUUUACUCCCAGAAGAAAGUGUGAAUAAUCCCCUGACGUCGGCGAAUUUCUGGUUCACUAGGCUUUCACGGGAUUGUCUACGCAUCGUUUUUUCCUAUCGAGGCGUCUUGGAGUUGUCCUCCGAAGAAUUUGCCUCUUCUUUGUUUUUGUUCUUCGAACUUGAAGCACUGCGAUUCGUUUCAAAGAUUUUCGAUCCUGCAAUUGGAGAAGAUGCAUUGAAAUCUAUUCAGUUUGAUGCGAAGGUCAAGGAUCUAUGCUUAAAUUUUUGUGUAUCUAUCAAGAUCACAGUUGCUUGCUCAUUUUUGGAUCCUUCAGUGGAUGUUAGUGGUUAUGCGCUGGAUUUUUGAAGAGCAGCCAUAGAUCCAGUGAAGUGAAUUGUUUGUUUCAGAUAUUUGGAGGGGAUUAUACGAUUGAAGUUGCAAUUAUUAGGAAUUCAGGUUUAUUUGUUGGAAAAGACAACCUUGGUAUUGAAAAUUUUACAUAAAGCAGAUGAUUUCCUAUGACCAAGAGAGUCUAUUCCAUUUUUUUGAUGGUGAACCAUUUCCUAAUUCCAUGUAUUGUGUAACUGUCACUCCAAAUGAUGUGGGCUUCUAUGAUGAGCAGCAGUAUGGCAGAGAAAGUCAUUAUGAUUUGGUAUGUAGCAAUAUGGAGAAUGAUGAGAUUAUUCCACAUGCUCUUCAGGAACAACUGUCUCAACUUACAGUUGUAGAAGAAGCGUCGGGAUCUACAACUUCAGGGGAGGAACAUUUCCAAUCAGUUCUUGGCCAGGAUUGGUUUGGCCCAUCUAUGAGAAAUUAUAAUUCUGGGCAUGAGUGUGGCCAGGAAGACAUAGAUGAUGCAGGAGCCUCUAGUUCAUGUUCUAGUCCUGCAGAAGCACCAUACGAUGGGGAGGAGUGGUAUUCACUUGAGAUAACGGAUGAAUCCUCACUGGAUGGAGAAGUAGGGAAGAGGUUAAACCAGAUGGUUCCAAUUCCUCAUGUUCCUAGAAUUAAUGGAGAAAUACCCUCUGUUGAUGAAGCAAUUUCAGAUCAUCAAAGGCUGCUAGACAGAUUGCAGUUAUAUGGUUUGGUUGAGCUCAAGGUUCAAGGAGAUGGUAAUUGCCAGUUUCGUGCCUUAUCAGAUCAAUUCUAUCGUACUCCUGAGCACCACAAGUUUGUGAGACAACAUGUUGUUAAUCAGCUCAAGUCUCAUCCGGAGAUAUAUGAAGGAUAUGUUCCUAUGGCUUAUAGUGACUAUUUGAAGAGGAUGUCCAAACCUGGUGAGUGGGGUGAUCAUGUCACAUUACAGGCUGCUGCAGAUUCGUAUGGCAUUAAAAUAUUUGUGAUAACAUCCUUCAAGGAUACGUGUUACAUUGAGAUUCUUCCAAACAGUCAGAAAUCAAAACGAGUUAUUUUCUUGAGCUUUUGGGCAGAGGUGCACUACAACUCAAUAUAUUCAGAAGGAGAGAUGCCCAUAUUUGAGACCAAGAAGAAGAAAAGGUGGUGGACUUGGAAAUGAGCAUUUGGAUGAACAUAUAUAUCAGUGAUGAAUGAUGGUUCUAAGCUACAUCAAUUUCUCUUUGCCUCCUGUAGAAGCAGCUUCAACUCUUUGCCAUUUCUUUUUUCCUUGUGAUGUAUAAGAUGCACAUUUCACUUCGUUUCCUGAUCACGAAUCCUGCUUCGGCUCUUUGCCUUGCUUGUACGUCAUGUCUUUGUAGGCUACAUUCUUUUUUUGUAUAUUCUUUUCAAUGUGAAACUACACAUCCAGCUAGUACCAAUUUUCGCUAUCAUUUCCCCC
Messenger RNA from Nelumbo nucifera (sacred lotus), 1915 nucleotides. Its product is annotated as OVARIAN TUMOR DOMAIN-containing deubiquitinating enzyme 12. Lineage: Eukaryota; Viridiplantae; Streptophyta; Magnoliopsida; Proteales; Nelumbonaceae. Gene Ontology annotation, biological process: protein deubiquitination. The record is from RefSeq and is a predicted model, not a curated record. Gene Ontology annotation, molecular function: cysteine-type deubiquitinase activity.